AAAUUACAAAUUCUCAACAAACAAAUUGUAAAUCUAAGUAAACAAAAUUUACAAUUCUGUUAGAGUGUUAACCUGCGCCAUGAAACCACGGCGGCAGAACACGGUCUCUGGAGAACGUCUAACCACCACCACCCGACGCCUUAACAGGCGACCCAAAACCUCAGAUAACAAAACAGAAAGCUCCGCACUGCCGAUACCAACAGAUGUCGUAAUCGAGAUCUUCUCGAGGCUGCCGUUGAAGUCGGUAGCUACAUGCCGUUGCGUAUGGAAGCUCUGGUCCUCCGUACUCCGCCGUCCAGAUUUCACCGACCUCUUCUUAACCAAAUCUUCCUCUCGGCCUAAGAUCGUGUUCAACCGGCGAAAAGACGGUAAGUUGCUCUUCUUCUCUUCACCACAGCUUCAAAAUCCAGACGAGAACUCUUCAGUAGCCGCCCAUCCUCUCAUGAACUUCACUGAUUUCAACUUUGGUUCUUUCUAUAAACUUAGUGGUCCUUUCCGUGGCCUUGUCUGCCUUUUAAACAAGCAGAUCUCAGAGAGCAAGACGGAUAUAGUACCUAUGAUAGGGAGCCCUAGCACGGGACAAACCUUGAUCUUACCCAAAGUAAAGACGACGAGGGGUAGGGUCAAGUGUCUGCUUGGGUAUGAUCCAGUUGAUAAACAGUUCAAGGUAUUGUCCAUGACACAGCCGUUGAAUGGUCGGAAGUCAUGGGACUAUAUCAUGUCUGAGCAUCAAGUUCUUACUCUAGGAACCGGAAAGCUGUCAUGGAGAAUGAUUCAGUGUUGUGUACCUCAUAUAUAUCCACGUGAAUCUAUAUGCAUCAAUGGUGUUUUGUAUUACUCAUCUCUUCUCCGUAGCGAUGCUAAGAUAGUUUCCUUUGACGUUAGGUCUGAGAAGUUCAGGGUUAUUGAGGUUAAGGGAAGUCUAAAACGAGCGCUUUUUGGGGACAUGAUAAACUACAAUGGUAAAUUAGGUUUGGUUAUAUCUGAAUAUAGUGACGGGAGUUUCGGUUUAAUCUUUGCGCAAAGUUCAGGAUUUAGGUUGUGGGUUUUAGAAGAUGUCGAGAAACAGGAAUGGUCUCAGCAUUUUUAUGUAUUGCCUGCUUCGUGGAAGAAUGUAGCUGGGGAACACACGUUCGAAUUUGUUGGGUUGGCUCGGACGACUAACGAGAUUGUGUUGUCCUCGUUGUGCCCACCUUACUGUUCCUACCUCAUCUACUUCAAUCCUGAGAGAAACACUCUCGUAAGAGUUGAAAUUCAAGGGCUCGAAAUGGGUGUGUCUGCACAUCAAACCUUUCUAGACCAUGUAGAGGAUGUAAGCUCUAUCCAAAGGUUACUUAAGGUGACUUGAGACUACUUGUUUCUCUCGUCUACACUAUAUCUUAAUCAUUAGAUGCCUAUUUUCUGUGGGUCAGGUUUUCCAUGUAUUUCAACAAAAUAAAUUGACUUGCAGCUGUGUUAAUUAUCAUAAAGUACAAGA
Eruca vesicaria subsp. sativa (arugula) is the source of this 1477-nucleotide messenger RNA. The record is from the annotation of a GenBank genome assembly. Lineage: Eukaryota; Viridiplantae; Streptophyta; Magnoliopsida; Brassicales; Brassicaceae.